AUGCCAGAAUCCAGCGAGGCAAAUGGGGGGCACCAGUCCCCGCAGGGAAAGGAGACCCCCCCCAGCCCCAGCCCCUUGUCGCGGGAGCGGCGGGGGGGGGGCUCCUGCCUCCAAGGGCCCUUGGCCCAAGCUGGACGGCUCCAAAAGCCCAUGCGGGAAAGACCCCUGCCCGGUGGGAGGCGCUCCCUGGUGCAGCCCCCGAGUCGUGGGCAGUCGUGGAGCCCGGCCCGAAACGGGGGUCUCGCCUGGGAGGGGCCCCGCAGCGCCUGCCUGCCCCCCCCACGCCCCCCCCCCCGGUCUUUCUGCCGGCGCGGACCCUGUUCCCGCGGCGCCGACUGGCGGUCUCUGCAGGAACUGCAGGCCUCCAGCCCGGCGCGAGGGCCCGCCUUCUCGCCCCACGUGGCCCCCGCACGUGACUCCUGUCCUCACUCCUAUUGGCUCGCUCGCUCGUCUUCGCCCUUCGGGGCCCGAGGCCCGUCUGCGCGUGGUGACGCCCGGGGCGGCGGGUGUGCGCGGGGCCUCCCCCCGUUGCCAGGGCGACGGCCGGCGUCCGGGUCCCGCCCCUUCGUCUCGCUUUCCAGCAGAAGUCCCGCGAGAGGAAGGCCUGGGCCGAAGCGGCCGGCCCACACGCGUCUCCCGCGCGCCCGUGGGAAGGCGCGACACGUGUGCCCCCGGCCCCGCUGGGAGCGCCCUGAUUGGCGGAGGGCGACGGGGGCGGGCUCGGGGUCGCCCCCGUCACGUGUCUGCGGGGCGGGCCUCGACCGGAGCCGCCCGCAAGGGACGCUGGAGCGGGGUGCGACUAGAUGGCCUCUGGUGUGCCCCCGGUCUGGCCUGCCGAGGCCGAAGGAGCGCUGCCCGCUGGGAGGGAGAGCCGGCCCGCGGCCCGCUGGGGGCAUCCAGGCAGCGGCAGAGCCCCCGGGAGCCCCCCCCUCCGCCACACGCCCAGCGGGGGCCUCGGUCAGGGACGGGUUUCGGUCGGAGGAGGCCCUCAGCUAUUGA
Molecule: messenger RNA, 999 nt
Organism: Euleptes europaea (tarantolino)
Lineage: Eukaryota; Metazoa; Chordata; Lepidosauria; Squamata; Sphaerodactylidae
Product: translation initiation factor IF-2-like
Exons: 2
Coding region: 1-999 (332 amino acids)
Source: RefSeq, a predicted model, not a curated record